Messenger RNA from Cuscuta campestris, 788 nucleotides. NCBI's taxonomy places the organism in Eukaryota, Viridiplantae, Streptophyta, Magnoliopsida, Solanales, Convolvulaceae. The record is from the annotation of a GenBank genome assembly.
CACUCUCCACUCUCCAGUCCCUAUCCCUCCCAAAUCAAAUUACAAAGACAAUACCGUCUUUCAGGUUUCUGCAGUCAAACUCCCUACUCCAUCCAGCACGCCCUACAGAAUUUUUUCGAACCCUUUAUUAGAAGGGGUAAGCUGCUACAACCACGUGAACUAAAUGUGGAAUGCCUAGUGCUGUGUGAAGACCCAUUAGGUUGCGACAUAGAUGAUCGUUUCUCAGUAGCCGGUGAUAUUUCUUCUGCAUUCAUUCAUUUGCUGGAAGUAUGCCCAAAAUUGCGCGAGAUUCACAUACAAGCAUGGUUUCUCGAAGCGAUGUAUGAUUGCUUAAAGACAGAGUCAAAACUUUCCAAGGAACUUUAUCGCGUGGCUCAAACGCUCAACUCUCUUCACACUCUGAGUUUGAGUUAUGAUGACAUUUUCAUAACUUCGUCCGAGGAUUCACUUCUUUGGGUCGAAGGGCUACUUUCGUCCUUUCCAACACUUGAGAAGUUCAUCGUAGGAGGACGGGACAUUAGUCUCAAGACUGCUCAGAAGUUCUUGCGUUUUCCACGUGCCUCCCCAAAAGUUGAAAUACUUUUCACAUGUUGUAUGUAAUUGUUAGUUUGAAUGUCCCCUUAACCUUUCAAGGCGAAUGAAUUAGAAAAGUCCUGCUAAAAGUUGGCUUUGCUCAUGUAAAAAAAAAAGAAGCCUUAUUUUGGUUUUUUUCCUUGUCUCUGGAUAUAUCGGGUGUAUAAUCAUCAUUUUCUAUCGUGAGGUCACAAGAAUCAAUUAACUUGAUUUAU